AUGGUAAUUGUAAAUGUUCAACCAGACGAUGCCGGAGAUUAUUCAGUUGUUGCAAAAAAUCCACUUGGAGAGGUUGUCUCCACAGGCUCCUUAAGUGUCAUUCGACCUCGUGUUGUUGAAGGAGAAGAAGAGGAAGGACGUGGAGCUAUGCCAUUCCCACCUGGCUUUAUUAGACAACUCAAGAACAAACAUGUAUUCGUUAAAAUGCCUGCAAUAUUUGAUUGUCUUGUGGUUGGAUAUCCACCGCCGGAUGUUGAUUGGUAUCACAAUGGAAAAAAGAUAUGCCCCGGCCCUCGUCACAAGAUCCAGGUUGCUGGUGGUGGUUCGCAUGCCCUUCUAAUACAAGAUGUUUGUACUGAAGAUGCGGGUGAAUAUGUCGCUAUUGCGCGUAACUGUCAUGGACAGGCACAAAGUUCUGCCAUUUUGGAUGUAACAGUUCCAUUCAUGGACAAGAUUAAAUUUGACGGUUCUGAAGACGUUACACCAUAUUUAACGGAAGAAUACGGAUUCAGAAGGCAAAUGAAAUCAAUUCCAACACCCCCUGAUAGAGGGCCUUUCAUAAAAGAAGUUACUGGCCAUUAUUUAACCCUUUCCUGGAUUCCAACAAAGAGAAGUCCUCCAAGAUACCCUCAAGUUACAUAUGUUAUCGAAUUUCGUGAAUUGCCUGAUAAAGACUGGCAACUACUUGACUACAAUAUUCCAGAGCCUGUCUGCAAAGUUCGAAAUCUUGAACUGGGAAAAAGCUACCAGUUUCGUGUUCGUGCCGAGAAUAUUUAUGGAAUUAGCGAUCCAUCUCCCCCAUCACCCCCAUCGAGGCUAAUGGCAAGACCUCCACCAGUUUUAGACAAGUUCCGCCGAGUUAUACCUCUUCUUGACCCUUACAUGGAGCGAGCUUUAGAUCAAGCACAUGCUGAACAAUAUGCUUGCACUCCUUGGUUCGCGCCAGGCGUGAAAGAAAGACACUUCGUUGCAGAAACUGACCAUCUUUCAAUUACUUUACAUUAUGCAGGAUAUCCUGAUCCAAAAAUUACAUGGAAACAUAGAGGUUGGGAUAUUGAUGCCUCCGGGCCAACCUCAAACAUUCGUAUUUCCUCACAUGCUGGUGCUGAGACUACCAUCACAUUCCUAGGCUUUCAAAAGUCAAAUGCUGGGCAAUAUACCUGUGUGGCUGAGAACCAGUAUGGAAAAGCUGAACAAAAUUUACUUGUUGAUGUUGCUACCCGCCCAAAAUUCACUCAACCUUUAUCAAAUCGGGAUUACACUUCUGAUAAGCCAUUAAGGCUAAAUGUUCGUGUAGAAGGCAAUCCUGUGCCAGAGGUUAAAUGGCUUAAGGUGCAUAAAUAUUGGUUUUAUCCCCCUAAAUUUUAA
This is a messenger RNA of Meloidogyne enterolobii, 1368 nucleotides long. The record is from the annotation of a GenBank genome assembly. Lineage: Eukaryota; Metazoa; Nematoda; Chromadorea; Rhabditida; Meloidogynidae.